Lates calcarifer (barramundi perch) is the source of this 14207-nucleotide messenger RNA. RefSeq names its product NOVA alternative splicing regulator 2 (gene nova2). Gene Ontology annotation, molecular function: mRNA binding. The record is from RefSeq and is a predicted model, not a curated record. Bases 1038 to 2597 code for a protein of 519 amino acids. NCBI's taxonomy places the organism in Eukaryota, Metazoa, Chordata, Actinopteri, Centropomidae. Gene Ontology annotation, cellular component: cytoplasm; nucleus. Gene Ontology annotation, biological process: regulation of alternative mRNA splicing, via spliceosome; mRNA splicing, via spliceosome. The transcript has 5 exons.
UGCAUGCCCCGGUUAAAGACUAUUGGUUUGAUAUAGACCAAUCUAUUCUGCACGAUUCCUCGAUUAAAAAGUCUGCUCCAAACAAACAAACAAACAAACAAAAACACACCCCCUUGAGUGACAGUUCAUUUCCUGACAAAAUGCACCACAAUAAACCCGAAAAGCGGCACUUUUAAAUAAAAAGCCGGAAAUCCGAGUUUACGGGAGGCCCAUGAAGGCACCUGCGAGGCCCUGUGACGUCAGCCGCUCCCCUGCGCUCUCUCCAGCAGCCAGUCAGAGAAGGGAUGCUCUGAACGCAAGACUGCAGCAUCUUCACCGAGAGAACGAGCAGGAAAAAACGUCUCUUUCUCUGUGUGUUCCUCCAGCUCCGCGUCUCCGGACCCUCCUCGCCCACCCCGUCACCCCUGGGUGUCUUCAUGAUCGGACCCAGGACAGGAUAAGAAGAAAGAAAUUCUAGCCCUGCCAAUAACGCAUCGGAUUUUUUUUCUAUUAUUAUUGCUUCACCGACCUUUCCUUUCUUUCUUUCUUUCCUCGGUUGAUUUCGCCUCUUUGUCUUUCGGGUGUGAUUUUGUUUUGUUUUAUUUAUUGUUCCGUUUCGCUGCUGUUGCAGAGGAGCGCCACCAUCCUUCACUGCCUGACAUGAGUACGCUCUUUUAUCCGGUUGCAGCGGAAUGACACACAUAUCCUAGCCCGCAUAUCUGAAGGUUGAUGGAAGAUUGACGCUCCAGUUGCACGUUUUUUUGUAGCCUAGAAGAUACUCCAUCUGCAGAGGUUCCGGAUCCCCCCCACACACACUUUGAGCCGAUCAUCCGCCGCUUUCUCUCCCUGCGCAGCAUCUCUCUGUACGCACGGCGCACCACGGAGAAACGCGCAGCUAACCUCUCCCGUCCGUAAGAAACAGGCGUAUUUUCCAAUUCCUAAAUCGCUCUCGCCUUCUCCAAGGACUCAUCUGCACGGCUACGCUGCGUAAAAAAAACGGAAAAAAAGGGGGGAUAUAAACGCAAACGCAGCCCAAACAUCCAAGAGCAAGCUCGAAAAUGAUGGCCGGCGGAGCAGUACAGCAAAACGGGAUUUUUUCAAAUCCUCACCAUCACAAUCAACAACCACACAUGGAGUCCGAUCCCCCGGACUCGCGUAAAAGACCCCUGGAGACUCCCACGGAGGCCAGCAGCACCAAACGCACAAACACGGGAGUGGCCUUCCUGCAGCCCCUAUUUGAAACUGAAGGCAUUGUAUUCCCUCACCAAGAAACUGAGACUCAUGAGGAAGGGGAGUACUUCCUGAAGGUUUUGAUUCCCAGCUAUGCGGCGGGUUCGAUCAUCGGGAAGGGAGGCCAGACCAUCGUCCAGCUGCAGAAAGAGACUGGAGCCACCAUCAAACUGUCCAAAUCCAAAGACUUCUACCCCGGAACGACAGAGCGGGUGUGCCUGAUCCAGGGGACGGUGGAGGCUUUGAACGGCGUUCAUGAUUUCAUCGCUGAGAAGGUGAGGGAGAUGCCUCAGAGCACCCAGAAGACAGAGCCGGUCAGCAUCCUGCAGCCACAGACCACCGUCAACCCAGACCGUGUCAAACAGGCCAAGCUAAUCGUCCCCAACAGCACAGCAGGGUUGAUCAUUGGUAAAGGUGGAGCUACAGUCAAGGCCGUGAUGGAGCAGUCCGGGGCGUGGGUCCAGCUGUCCCAAAAGCCAGAGGGCAUCAACCUGCAGGAGCGUGUGGUCACCAUCAGCGGGGAGCCUGAGCAGAAUCGCAAAGCUGUGGAGAUCAUCGUCCAGAAGAUCCAGGAGGACCCACAGAGUUCCUCCUGCCUCAACAUUUCCUACUCCAACAUCACAGGGCCAGUCGCCAACUCCAACCCCACUGGCUCCCCAUACGCUAACUCGACCGAGGUCAUGCCAGCUGCGGCAGCCGCUGCAGCAGCCACAGCCUCCUCUCUGCUCGGCCAGGCGGGCCUGGCAGGAGUUGGGGCCUUCCCAACCACCAUGUCCAGCCUCUCAGGCAACGAUUUGUUGGCCAUCACCUCAGCCCUCAACACUCUGGCCAGCUACGGUUACAACACCAAUUCCUUGGGCCUGGGGCUGAACCCGGCUGCAGCCUCAGGAGUGUUAGCCGCUGUAGCAGCUAAUGCUAACCCAGCUGCCGCCGCCGCAGCUAAUUUGCUAGCAUCCUACGCCAGCGAUGCAUCCACCAGCGCCGCUCACCCUGCAGCCGGUCUCGGAGGCUUCUCACUGGGAUCCCUGGCCGCCGCUACAGGUGCCACCAAUGGCUACUUAAGCGCUGCAUCACCACUAGUGGCGUCAUCUCUACUGGCCACGGAGAAGCUAGCAGAGGGAGCAAAGGAAGUGGUCGAGAUCGCCGUGCCAGAAAACUUGGUGGGAGCCAUCCUGGGGAAAGGAGGGAAGACGCUAGUGGAGUACCAGGAGCUGACCGGUGCCAGGAUCCAGAUCUCCAAGAAAGGCGAGUUCAUCCCUGGAACUCGGAACAGGAAGGUGACCAUCACAGGUUCCCAGGCUGCCACACAGGCUGCACAGUACCUGAUCAGCCAGCGAAUCACCUACGAGCAGGGGGUACGCGCCACCAACCCACAGAAGGUGGGCUAAAUCUGACAGCCAAUGAGAAACGAGGAGGAAAAGAGGAAAAAAAAAGAAUGGGGGCUUGGGGGAGGAGUAUAAAAAAAAAGUGAGAGUGAGAAUGGAAAAAGGAGAGGAGAUCAAGAAUGUCGGAAGGAAUCGUCCGCGCCGUUUUCUUCUGCGUGUUUUCAGUAUUCUCUAUUAAAAAAAAGUUUUUGACGCGAAGCAAAAAUGUGCUGAGAAGACGAGGAGGGAGAGGAGCGAGUUAUCACGCUGAAAAACCAAGAAAAAAAAUGUGUAAAAUGUAAAUAAGGUUUUAUUACUUAACGUCUUGACCUUUCGGGAUUUUUUAUUGUUUUGUUUUAUUGUUUUUUGUUUUGUUUUGUUUAGUAAAUUAAGCUGUCUGUUUGUUCGUUUGUGUAUUGUGUGGACAAAGCUGAAUGCCAUGUAGACAGGCCGACUGCCUGAGAGGCUACAGGAAGAGGGGGGAGGGAGGGAAGGGCAGGGGCGUGGAGAGGGUGAGGGUUGGCGUUUACAGGGUACAACCCUCCACCCCAACUCACCCAACCCAAAAUCCCUUAUGGAAAGAACCCUUACCCUCCCCUCCCCCUGCAGCCCACACCCAUCACCCUCCUGUAGGGUUUUUGUUUUUCUUCUAGUUUUGAUUUGCCCCCAAACCCCUCUCCCUGCCUCCCCCAAAGCCCCUCUCACUACUUGCCCCCAUGCCCUGCCCCUCCCCCCCUUUUACAGGGGUUUUAUAAUGAGCAAGACUGCAAACUUCAGCCUGGUGUGUGAGAGAGAAGAAACAUCCUUGGACCCCCCUCCCCCCCACAACCCUUUUUUAUUCUCUCCCCCACCUAUGAUCUCACCUCCCUCCUCCUCCCCCAUUUCUGGGAUAUAAAGGACGGGUGAGGUGAAACUGGGGAGGGGUGUGGGGGGAGAGAAUCAGCUGGGUGUUUCUUCAUUCUCACACGCUCCCCCCCUCCCCCACCACGCCCUCCCCUUAUACCCUCUGAUGUAUCCUACAAGCAGUGCAGCGCCGCAGGGGUGUUGCGGCAGGUAGCGCCCCCCCACCCCCACCCCCCACUCCCCUCCCAUAGGCUCUAGUGUUUGAGAUAGAAUGCCGAGGCGCACGCUGAUGACCUCACGUAGUGCGAAACCUAGAAACGACGAGAGUGAUACUGUGCAAGCUGCGGCAAACACACAGGAUCUAUGGCAGUUUUUGCAGUCUGCUGUGAUCAUUCUAUUAAUGAUAUUGUCAUGAUUAUUACAAUAGGAAUCAUUACCAUCGUCAUUAUUUAUUAAUGAGUUCACCCAUAUAAAGCUCAGUUGUUUCUUUUUUUAAAAUCUGUGAAUUCAGGUUGACAUGAAUGUAAAUGAGACUAUUUUUGAUUUGAAUCUUUUGUUUUAAUUUAAAUGGAUUGAAGAUGAAUAGUAAUGUCACAUAGUGUAAUAUAUGUCUUAUUUAAGUCCAGUAAGAAAGCCGCCCCAGGCAUAAAGAUCAUUACAGUGAAGGAUCACUUUAUAUAUCCAGUCAAAGAGCAGAACAGGGAACAUGCACACUCACACACACAUGCACUCAUGUACACACUGAAACAAAACACUAUGAUGCCAUAUUUGGUGCUAGAAAAGGGAAUUCACCAUAUCUAUGAUGCAGACUGCAGUGAGACCUCUAGAUUAGCAAGAAAAUAUCUGUAAACCACUCACACCACAGGCUGCAGUGCAGCGUUUUAGCAGCUAUAUUAACCUUAAACGCCUGGUUAUCAUGCUUGGCUAUCCUAGCUCAUGCUCCAAAAUAUCCCAGCUGUGUUAUAUCUGUAGUAAAAUGCCAGUUACAAUUUGCCUACAAUAUAAAAUUGUAACAGAAAUGAAUAAUUGAGUUGAUCUGAGUCUAAAUCUCAGAUGAACUGCUGCUGCUCAGCCUGUGGUCUUCCAAACCCUUUAGAUGAACCCGAACCACAGACUAGAUCAAGCAAAAGCACUUAAGACUCACAACGUACUACUGAGAAAUGCAAACAUGGAGUAAGAGGAAACACUGAAACAUGACAAGGGAACGUCGUUUGUCUGGGGUCCACUGCUGAAUCUGCGAGCCUCGAUUGCAGAUGUGCUAUUGUAAGGUGGCGUGGAAAUCAGUAAAAGAGAUAAAUAGCCUCACUGAUCUUUGCCCUUAUCAAGCAACCGUGCAACUGCCGAUGAGGUAAAGGGCAGAGAGAAAAUUCCAACUUACGUCCAGGGAGUUGAGCUUGUUUCUGCCUCUGGCAAACUGCAGGUCUCCCAUGGCAACAGGUUUUCUGCCCACUGUAGACCCAGGAGGCUGCUGAAGAUGCUGUUGUUUCUUUUGUUGUUAAUUUUUUUGUUUGUGUUGUGUUAUUUUUUUACAAUCGGAGUACACUGAAUUUUUGUCUUAAUGCACUGUGAAGCGAGGGAGCGGUUCUCUCGGCCUAUGAGGUCAGGGAUGUGUGCUGUAGAUGGCAUCGUGACUGGAUGGUUUUUGUAUGGCAGGGAAAAAAAAAAAACACAUAUAUGAAAUAUAUGUAGAAUGCAUAUGAAGAACUUCACCAGAAAUGCACGUCAUAUCUGAAUACUGAAGGAGGAGAAAGAGACUAGGUCGAUGAAGAGGAUCAAUCAAUUGAGGUCAAGAGUUGAGAUCAACUAGAUUCUACUUACCUUUUGUCUUGGAAAAGUGUUUUGUAAUUAGAGGGCGGGACGCUGGGGGAGUGUUAGGUGUCCAGUAGCAGAUUAAAGAGACUGGAACAAAUUCUAAAUUCACUUUUCUAUCGCAGCUGUGUCUUUUUCAUAAUCAGUUGAAAUUGAUAAUGUAUUGCACAUCCAAUGGGCAAAUCCCUGGAGAGAUAUUUAAGUUCAACAGGAAUUAAAGUGUGACGGAAUGUAAAAUGUCAAAACAAUAAGGAGGGGGGUGCAUUUGAUUUAUUGACCUAAACAGCCUGGUGAGGGGAGGGAACUCCUCUAAGAUAAAAAAAAACAACAACAACAACAACAUACUUUUUGAUUCUUUUGAAACCAAUCCGACUCAAAAUCCUCCACUGUGCUAUCGAAUGUGUCUCUCUGUUGGAGCGCCAGUGAGGGUUUAUCUCCACAGCUUGGUAAGGAGGCUUCUUUACUCCCAUCUAACACCAUCCACACCCUCCUCACCCUCCCUCACACCCGUCCUCAGUCCUCCAGUGCACUCCCAUCCUGACACCCCCUCUCCUCCUACCACAUCGCUCCAUGGGUGACUAUGUCUGGUGUAACGAUCAAUGCAUGUCUGCUGCUUGCCCUGACAAAUGCCACAGAUUGAGUCUCUCUUCUCUUUGCCUCCUCGGGCAGCUGAGGCUCGGAGAUGUCCUGAUGCACCACCAUCAGAGAACGACCACACCUGCAGAGGAAGUCAUAGUUUAGGCUGGCAGGGCACAGUGCACAAACACUCUGUGUAGUUUGGAUCAGUGCAUUUUAUUUCAUGACACUAAAGAGGAACAUUGUUAAUUUGGAAUACCUUGUUGCACAAACAUGAAACACACACAUAUCAUGAGGGAAUAUUUUGUCAUUGAUGGGGUUUGACUGGAUUUUUGUUUGACAUUUUGUGGCAAAAACCUCAUAAAGACCAUACGAAGGUAGUGUGCUUUUGUUCCACUGUAGACCUGUGCUGUGUUGUAUGCAUUUAGUGAGUGAUUUCCUAUUUAUCUAGUGCAUGUUAUGUCAGGUUUGGGCAAGUAGACUACUGCUUGAUUUAUCAUUUAUCAAGCAAAAAUGGCAAAGAAUUUAUAAUAAUAAAAUGAAUAUGUUUGGGUUUUCGGACCAUUGCUCAGACAAAACAAGCAAUUUGUAGACUGUUCUGGGAAUUUAUUUCAUGGAUUAAACAAGUAUUUCAGUAACUAAAAAUUAGGAAUAAUGAAUUGAAAAAUAUGAAAAUAACUGCAGCCUUGGUUGUAUCAGUUUUCCUUCAUUAAGUCAAACCUGCUUUGUAUUCUGUGGAGAGCCAGAAGGUUCAGAUUCCCUAACACAACUAGGUUUAGUCUGUUGUCCAUAAAUUGCCUCAAUUGCCAAUUCAAGGUUCAUUGCUAACCUACCGUGGAUGCAGCACAGUACAUUUACAGUGGAAAAACUGCACUGCAGUUCCUGAUAUAGGUGCCAGUUGAUGUGUUUGAUACAGGACAGAUUUAUUUUCCAUCUCAGUAAUUAAAACAUAGAAGGAUCUUUUUGGUUUGUCUUUUACACAGCGGCCAAUCUCUUUAGUUAUAUUAAUGUUAGGUGAUGGAGAUAAAAUGUGAUGAUAACUGGAAGCAAUACAGGUAGUGGCAUGUUGUCUUGUCCUGUCCUUUAUCCUCUGUCUGCCGUAGGAGCUUUUGGAUUUACCUGUAGAUACUGAAUAGGUUUACACGAGUAAAAUUUUUUAAUUUGUGGAAUAUGCUGCUAUUUAAUAAUAACUGAUGUACUAAAAAUACAAGGUUAAAACAUAUCGAAAUCUGUCCUUUAGCUGGAGAGGCUAGUCUCAAGUGGCAGUGUAAUACACGCUCUGUUAUAAGCUGAUGAUAAGUUAAUAAUAGUGUAAUUCUAACCUGAACAAGUUAAACCUGUGCCAAAAUAGGUCUUUACAGAGUGAAACUGUAAAUGUGUUGAUUUAAAUCACAUUAGAUAAGAGGAGACAUACUUUUAUAUUAAGAAAAUGUGAAAAGUGCCAAAUGAACCAUAUUUAUAAUUACCAUAGGAAGGGAGUAGUCCCAGUGACAGUUUUUAAGAACUAAGUAGACUAACAGACAAAGCGCCUCAGUAUAGCAGUUUUAAUCCCUCUCUGUUCCUGCCACAAGAGGAGGGAACCACCAUGUUAGCCAAGUGUUAGCCAGUCCUCUGGGAACUACACUUCUCAGAAUGCAACAGCACUACGACUCUGGGGCUAGAUGAAUCAUUAUAGCGAUAGGUUAGCAUAAUCAUGCUAAAAAAAUGUGACUAGAUAGCAUUCUUAAAUACAGCCUUUUAUAGUUACAAUGAAAAUGUAUUUUGUGGAAAUAGAUGUUAUCUUUUUUGCACGUCUAUAUUGCAUGAUAUCAAAGUGAAGCGUGGACAAAAAAAAGGGAAAAAAAAUCAAAGAAACAUAAAAAUAAGUGACAAAAAAAUUAGGCAGUGUGUGUCGUUCAUUUUUCGGAGACAAAUCUUUGCAUGCCGAUAAAGGUAGAGCAUUUUGAUAUUGUUUUACACGCGUUCAAAUGUUUGUCGUUUUUUCGAUGCGAUCAUGUCGAGUCCUGGUCCAUGGGCCACCUAUGAACAAAAUGUUUUCAAUGUUACAACACAAUGAAUAUUUUGUUGUUGUCUAACCUUCCUCAGAGGGAAACAGACAAAACUCUCGAACAAACCUAAGACUAUUUUGCUCCUUGCUGAGCAAGCUUGUACUAAAACAUUUCUCAGUUGCUACCUAACUUUAGACAGAAAAGAAAAAAAAAUCAGGAUUUGAUUUCAAGUAAAGACUGAGAUUGUCCACGAAUGUACUCACCUCUGCAUAAGUUUGCAUAUCACUCCUCUGGCCAUUGACGUGCAGUAGAGGCUUAUGUGUGUUUCCGUGUGUUUUUGUACUCUAACAUUACUAACCCUCAACGUGCUGUGUAGAGCUCUCAGUAUAAUUCUGUUGUUUGUCCUUUUACCCCCCCCACCCCACCCUCUGAGCUCUGGCUUGUCUUGUCAAUGAUAUGCACCUUACUGACCUCAAAUAUGACAUGGAGCAUCUCCCAGUGUGUUUAAACGGGUCGGGAGUGAUUCAUAAAGAGAGACAGUGUGUGAGAAAGAGGUGAAAACUCCCUCCUCCCUCACCUACCCCCCCCCCAAAAACAACCCCAUAUACACACACACACACUCACACACAAGUCUGUCUCCUGCACUCUCAGUCUCCCUCGGGUGCCUCGAAUUUGGGACAGAUUGUGUUUUCACUCCCUUAAUAUGCAAUCCAAGGCUCUGAUCUCGGGGAGAGAAACAACACUGAACAUUGCCAGUGUGUUUUCAAAGAGGUAAUCUUUUGAAUCCUGAUCCCGCCCUCUCUCUCUGUUUUUUCCAGUUCAGUUCAAUUAGAUACUUUAUUGGCUUCAGGGUCAAAAAGAAAAAGAAAAAACAUGGCCAAAGUCCACCCACCUCUCUCCCCCUCUGUCAUUCCUUAUUAUGCAACCAGAAACCAGAUGAUUUUGAAUGCGGUCAUGUUUUGUAUCCUGACAGAUGUUGUCAUGGGAAAUGGCCUGCUUCCUACAAAACUCCCCAAAAAGAAAAAAAAAAAAAAAAGAAUUUACAUUAUUGCUCUUACAGACAUGUUUGCACUAAACCCUCUGCUGUUACUGUGCAUGGCAGGCCGAGCUGAGGUGGGGGUCAGUGUGCAAGACUACUGUAGAUGUGUAGCCUUAUCGUAGGUGUUUAUUCAGCAGUGUAUUUCGAUGUGCAUGCUCCUCUCUCUCCCUCUCUCUGAGUUUGUCUGCUUUAGGCCAGCUCCGUGCUCGUGGUGUCUGUGUUGCAACGUAGCCGGCUAGUCAUGUUUUUUCCUUUCUUUCUUUCUUUUUUUUUUUUAUUAUGAUGCGUAGAGGAAUGCAAACUUUUAACUCUCACCUGCCUCGCCAGGUGACCUCAUUGCUUCUCAGUGGGUGUGUGGCUCUUUGACAUAGUCCUCAGAUCUUGUUUUCUGCCUCUCCCCUCCACCGCCCCUCACCCACCUCCACAAACUCAAACCCGCUCUCACCCACACCCACCACUGACCCUCCCACCUCUUCAAAACACCCUCUAAGACAUAUUAUGGGACCCCACUCUACCCCUUUUUUCACCCCACCCUCACCCCUUCUCCCCCAACUCGGGCCCCAUCGAAGCACCAGCAACUGUAGACUGCAUUUGUCAUAUCACUGUUUUUCUGUUCCUUCUUCUCGUUCUCUGUUGUUUUUUUUUCCUGGUUUUGAUUUGUACUGUAUGCUCUGUCUAACCUAGACCAGUUUUAACAAAAUGCCAUUUCUGUGUGUAGCCUGUUUACCCCCCCACCCCCUCCACACACACACACACACACACACACACACACACAGACACACACACAUAAACACUCCUCCAUGCCCUCUUUUUUGCACUUUCACUGCCCACUUCUCCUCCUGGCCCAAACAUACACACACUUUCCUCCUCCGCCUCCCACGAGUCUCUUCUCUUGAGUGCCAAAAUAGAACAGAGAGGAAAAAAAAACAAAACAAAAAAAAAAAAGACAACAACAACAACAACUACCAUUCCAAGCGUUUCUUUGAGUUGUUCUUGUGUGUCGGACAUCCAUCCUGGAAGCACCCAUGAAGCCAGCAUGCUCCGCCCUCAUAACAUGAUGUCGCUCAUGACGCCUCAACUGAACAGCACCUUGCCCCCCACCACCACCACCUCCUCCUCCUCCUCCUCACCACCCCCCACAGAGCUAAACCCGACAAGGAUUAACCCCUCUGCAGGUUGGCUACCUACCUACUGUCCUGCCUCUCAACCUACCUAAAAAAAAGCCCUACCGCUCAUGCCAGCUGCUUUCCUAAUUCUGUCAUCUCUUCAGCCUGUGGGACUUCAUUGAUUGUGUGCCAUAGUGUUGGGGGCACCUUUCACUCUCCUCACCUCCCCCUCUUUUUACCCCCUCCCUCCCUCACCUUUUCUCUCUCUCUCUCUCUCUCUCUAUCCCCCCUCCCCCCUUCCCUCUCUCGCUCUCGCUCCAUUUGAUUUUUCUCGAUGGGAAAGAUUCAAAAACUCCAUUUUCUAAUGAUGAUUUUUUUUGUUGUCGUUUAACAUCCAAACCACGCACGCCAACACACGCACCGCCCCCGUGCGGUGGUGUGGGGAGUGUUUACGCACCGUCAGCUGCGCAGCCAUCCUCUGUCUUCUUGAACUUUUUGAACUUUCACCCCCUCAUGAACUUUAUUGACCUUCUUCCUCCUCCUACCCCCCUUCUGUGUUCAUCCAACUGUUUGGACGAUAACUCUCCAUUCCAUCCCCAAAACCUCUCUGAGACUGUGCAAUGCUAGCUGAUAUGAUUGGAUUUUUUUGUUUGUUUGUUUGUUGCUCAUCAUUGGGGACAAUUCUCUGAGAUAUAAGUAAAAAAAAGAACAAAAAAACAUAUGAAAGGAAGAAAAAAAACAUCCAAAAAAAGAAAUGCAGACAAACAAAAAAAAAAGAAAAAACACUAAACAACUGUUUCUCCACAAUUUCAUUUUUUUUCUCUCUCAUUGUAAAUAUUUUUGUCAGAUUUUUUGCUGAGCUGUAAAGAGAGAAGUGUUGAGCAGAAAGGGGCCGGCAGCAUAAAAAGGAACUAGUGGAAGCGGUAGACGAUCAUUACACUUUCCAUCCUCUGUAUCCGAUAGUUAGGUCUGCCUGUAUAAUCGGCUAUGCUAGUUCUACUGUGUUAACCUGUGCUGUUGUUAUUAGUGUUGAUUUACCUACUGUAUUCGCUGUUUAGCUUCCAUGUUGGCUAGCAAGCUCUUUAGAUAACUGUGCUCAUCGAAUAAUAAUACUAACCUUGAGAAGUAGUCCGAGCCAUUCUCAACGUAGGCUUGUUUUUGUACAUUCGUUGAUGUUUUUCUAACAGUGAGUUGUAGUGGCGCUAGUAUCUUUUAUCAUCAAGCCAUAGUUAUUGAAAAUGCUUUGUCGUGUUAGAGACAUAUCAUUGUGGAAAACGGCUCGACUCGGCUCCUCCAGGUUGGAGAAAAACCCAGGGAGGUGGAGAGAAGAAAAUAAAUUUAAAAAAGAAAGGAAAAAAAAAGAAAUUAAGCUCCUCCUGGGCUACAAAACGAGGAAGCUGAGCUGCUAACUUUUGUGCAAUACAGUCCUAGUUUACAUAACAUAGAAUGAUAGUUUAGAGAUGAUUAACCUCUGCAGGUGCCACUCAACCAUCGUGCUGCCUGCAGAACCAAACGUGUGCAUAUCUCCAUAUAUCGCCUCUACAUCAGAGACAUUUUGAAAGUAUUAAAGUGACUGCGUGAGAUUAGACUCCACCAUUUCAUCGCAUUGCUCUGAGCUCCACUCUUGAUUUAUGCUGCCUGCCCCAUUGCCCUAAGAACACCACAUGAGCUAUUUAUUUCUCAGACUAUUAUUAUUAUUAUACUAUUAAUAAAUAACAACGCAACAAGAAAAAGGGAACGACUGGAAAAAGGUGAAUUAAUAUUAUUAUUGUUUUGUUUUUAUUUUAGUAUUUUAGUGGUUGCUUUUAACAACAUUCAUUAACUGACUUAAAGAGUAUUGAAUAUUUAAUGUAAUUGUAGCAUUGUGUUUGUAAAGAGAAAAAAAAAACCUAGUGAGUUGUGUUUCUUGACUUGUGGAUUACCAGUGAAGUGGGCAAUCUAGUGCUAAUAUAUAUGAGGUCUUUUUUUAAGGAUUCUUAUUUUGCGACAGCAACAGCAGUCAUUAUAAAUGUUCAUUUUAGCAUCACCUGUCUUCCGUUGUCUUAUUCUUCACCUUCCACCACACUCUGCAUCAUCACAGUAACACAUCGCAAGUCUGGGGGUGGGCAAAAGUGUGUGUGAGUCAAGGUGUGUGUACUGAAUAUAGGUCUGUGUGAAAUAUUGGGACAAAUGUGUGUUUGUCAUGAAUAUCUGUGUGAGUGUAAGUUAACAAACCUAUGUGUUUCUUUGUGUGUGUCUAUGCAAAAUAUGUUAAGUGUGUGUGUGUGUGUGUGUGUGUGUGUGUGUGUGUGUGUGUGUGUGCGCGUGUGCGUCUGUCCACUCAGUUGUGUAUGAAUGCGUGUCUGUUUACGUGUGCUUGUGUGACUAAGUUUGAAUGUGUGUGCAUGUGUGCUCGCUGGCUCUGUGAGGGUGGGGUUCGGGGUGGGUGUUCUGUCCAGUGUCCACCAAAAGCUAAAACCUGUCAGGCUUCCAUACUUCCCGAUGGAACCUCCUGACGUUAUAGCUGCAAACCCUCAUCAUGUGAUCUGACUCAACUCGACUGUCCAUAACCCCUUCCAGUCACCUGACCAACCAAAUCAACCAAUCACUGUCCACCACUACCGCCUUCCCCUGCGCCAUCCUUUGCUGCACACCACGUCAGCCCCAUGUGAUGUUCUCCAUUGAUAACAUACUACUGUCACAAUCUAUUGUUACAUGCUAGCAGAUCUGGGGAUCAAUACUCAUCUAGAAUGGAUGUUCAAGGUGUGCUUGGUUUUGUUUUAUUACUAUGUGGUGUUUUUCACCUUUAAGAUUAUAAGUGUUUACAAAUGAAACAAAGCACUCCUUGCUUUGGAAAAAAAAACAACAACAAAAAAACAACAAGUAUACUUCAAGUUGUUUGAUUUUAAAGGGUUGGUUCACCCUAAAAUAACAAUGUUUGUAUGUUCAGGUUUUGACAUAUCUGCCUUAAUCCUAAAACAGAGGUGAAUGGAAUUUAUUUUUGGGUUCUCACUGUGUUGAAAAUCUACAUUUUAGAAAAAUCUGGUUUUCUCUGUGCUAAACAGUGUUCCUGUUGCUCUGGGUAAACCACACACACCACUGAGAACAUUUUUUAUUGGGACUAUUUUGCCUAUGAAAAAAUUGUUCCAAUGAAAAUUUUAAAAUACUUUGUACACCAAAAUCAAAAUCCCAUUUUUGGGGGAAUGGUGAUAGAAAUCAAACAAAUGCCAUCUGCAUAGCUAUGAGUUAAGUAAUAAAAUAUUUUGCUACUUGGAUGAACUGGCCCUUUAAUCUGCACGAGGUGCACUUGUUCUAUUUAUUCUCUUCAGCAUCAUUUGAAAGCAUUUUAAAUUCAAGUAUUUUUCCCCAGAGUUGCAUAUUACAUUCUACUGUUCAUACUACUGUACGUGCUGCAUACUACCUUACCAGGUCAGAAUCCACCUUAACCUGUCUCCAUGCCAACCACUGAGGAGCCAGUUGCACGGCAACCGGCUUCCGCCACAACAAACCAACCUACCAACCAACCAUCUUCCUCAAUCGCCGAGGCCACGCCCACCUGACUAUGAUCGUUCCAUAGAAGAAGAGAUAGAGGAAGAGUGAGGAUAGGAAGAAGGGAUGACAGAUGAAAGAGAUGUAGUUGUGAUUCUCAGGGUGUCUUAUAUAGAUCUAGUGUUCAGUCUGUUCUCCAGUCUCUCACUGGUGUCCUGUUGCCCCUAACUGAGCCCAAAGACGAUCAUGUCCUUCCAUGAUAAAUUCCUUGUACAAUUGAUUGACCACUGACCAAUUCCUCUCGAUCAGUUGAUUGAUAGUAUUGAUUGACCAGUUCUCUUGAGAGACGCUACAUAGCCAGCCAGGUGAAUGAAGCUAGGCACUGUAACUAAUGUUUACAACCCAAAUGAGACCAACAACGCUGUUGAAAGAAUGUCUAGGACUUAAAAAAAAAAAAAAAAAAGAGAGAGAGAGACAAAUCUCUGAAGAGUACUUAUUUCUAAAUGAUGGAACUUUUCACUUACUUUCUAUGUGACAUGAGGUAAUGUAAUUUUUUUCAAUCAUUGCAUGUGACUAUUUUGAUUUGCAAUGAAACUGUUAGAAUGGAUGGUACAUUUGUGACGUCAGUGCAACAUUGAGACGCCGAUGCUAGAAAUCAAUGUCGGUGUCUUACUACAGUGUUUUCAUGUCGCCGUGAGGAGUGCUUAUGGACCAAUGAAUGCUAAAUGUGUGACCAUACAAAGCUGUAAAGGUUUUGUUUAUUUGUACAUGGUUAUGGGUAAAAUAAACCAUUGAAGCAAAUUAA